GGAUCGGCGUCGAAGAGCUUCGGCAAGAAGACAGUGGUUCUUGCACAGGAAGAAACCGAAGAUGCUACAACGGACAACAUCGUCGAUGUGGAGGAGCAAACGCUGCGAGAUCAACUGCAAGGAGUGCUCAAUGCAUGUGCAGGAUCUUUGGGCAUUCAAGUUGCUGCAGCCGAACAACAAGUUCAAGAGGUGUCGGACGACGACAAAGAUCAUGGUCCACACAACAAAAGACCUCGGUCAGUGGAGCCAGCGAAGCCUGCGUCCACUUUCUCGAGACAGUGAAGUGCGGCCGUGAGUUUCCAGUUUUGAAAAAUGGAGCUCAUGAGGCCAGACCGCACAUGUUUCCAACUUGCCAUUCGGUGACGGGGGAAAGGAACUAUUUAAGUCCUAUUGCUGCCGUUUGGGAUGCUUGGAGACUUCGAGGAGAGAUUAUCUCUCAAAGUUUUGAUGACUGCUCAGACCAUUCCAUUUCGCAUCAUGGCGUUCCUUACUUGCAGGGUAUGUCCCUCAAAUCAGUGCUUUGCAUUUCUCAGGAACCUCGAAAUGUUCGUCGCAGGAAGCGUGUCCAUUUUGAUGAUUGUAUUGAAGUUGCAAUGAGUACUGAGGAUGACUGCCUGUUAUAUAGUACUGUUGUCCAGCAUGGUGCUUUAUAUGAUUGGUCUGACAAACCAUGGCGUUACAGUCCGAAACCACCAAGCCGUCGGUUCUCUUGGAGGAAAAUCACAGACCUUACAUAUCCGUUCUGCAAUUUUGCUGACAUCCAUGAUCGAAAAGCUGACAUUGAUGUUGUGCAUGAUGACUCUCCUCACAGUACUCCGUCAGCAGUUACUAGCGUGCCACAUGAUGAUUCCUUGUUUGCCUCCCCAUUUAGGGACAAGCUGAAGGAUCGUGGACGUUGUGCUCACAAUGAAUGCAGACCAGAGAUGUGUUUUUCAGUCCUGCGGGAUAUUACCAACCAGAACUUAUGUGAUUUCAUGUCCACAGAAGGGCUGCAGGUUGCUCCGCUGUCUACCAAGGCCGUGUUGAGCUCGCUCCCUUCACAAAGCAGUUCGAUCUCUAGAGUGAUGUCUCAGGAGAAUCAUGUUCCGAAUGCUGCAUUGAGAGAAAAUGACAACAUUGACGAGUUAUCGAUUGUUCAAAUUGGAUCAGUCACUCCAUAUGCUUUCAAGAACUCGCCCAUUGAGAUGCAACAAGCUUUUCAGAUGCAUGGCAUGCCUGGGGACCAUGCGCAUCAUAUGGAAGGCGUUGAUGAGAGGCAUGAAGAGUAUGACGAGGGAUCAGAGAGCCCAUCUCCUGGGGAUUCCUCAGACCCUGUUGAGGGUCACCAAUCGGCAAACCAUCCAGAAAGACAAGAUGUUAUUCUAUUUCAUCUUGCUGAUCAGCCAGUCCGCUCUUUUCUCAACUGGAAUAGUUAUGAGGAAAUGAUGACAGAAAUUGCUCAUCACUACAGUCGAAGACGGGAAGAGAUUGAAGAGGCCUAUGAGGUAGUUGUUUCACCACCUGAUCUCGGAAUUGAAGUUGUUCCAGUGAUUGUGCAUGUCUUUGGCGACAUUCCUCCUGAAAGCAAUGACAGGCUGGUUUUAGUAGACAUAGAAUAUCACGCACAUCGAAUAGAAGGACAUUUCCGUAGUGGCCCGACAGUUUCCCGUUCUGUUCAGCCGCUCCCAAGCACGGCAUCUCGACAUGACGUUCUCUAUCGCAGCAAUGUUGAUAGGUAUUGCCGUUUAGAGAAUGGAAGGUGUCUUGUUUUUAUUAAUUCCAGAAGAUGGCCUGACUAUGACCUCGACAGGAAAGUCAUUGCACACGGUGACUACAUCAGGAUCGCAGUGCCACCGUCAGACAGAUUUGCUUGUUCCACAACUGCUAUUUCUGAUAUGACUCAGCGAGGCUUUUCAGAUCAACAAAUCUUGGAUGAGAUUCACAAUGAGGAUGCAGCUUCUGGUUUUUCUCCAAGCCUGUUAGGUGAAGACGAAAUGAGAAGAUUGGCAACAGAUGCACAUGCAGACACUGAUGAUUUUCUGUUGAUGCAAAGAUCACUAGCUGACAAUCACACAGAUCCAAGGUUUGAUGGAGGUCCAAGGUCCAGCAGUUCGGAUUCAGAUGAAGUUCUGCAAGAUUGGUAUGUUGACCUUCAGCGACUCGUGGAAGCUCACUUUCAGCAAUGUGGAGAAACUCAACAGCAAGAUUUCAUGUUCUCAAUCUACACGUGGUUCAUUGAUCAAGAAACGGCAAAUCUUUGCCGAGAACCGAAAAUAGCUAUCCUAGGGGAGGACCCUGCGGAAUGGAGAGAAGAUAUCUUGCUGCCUUGGGAAUACCAUCUUGUUCCAGACAAUUCAGUGCUCAUUGAUCUUGUGCAGCCUUUUGUACCGAGAGCCAGUGUUGAAGAACACAUCGCUCAUGUUAUUAUCACGCAGAGACCAGUCAACUUGCGUUCAGUCUUAUUCUCCAUGGAAUUUGUUGACGAGGUUGAAUCCAGCGUGAUUGUAACUUUUGCAGCGGCAGUUCCAAACAUUUGCAAUGCUCGGAUGCUGGCGGAUCAUGUACCACUGUUUGAUGCAUUCUUUAGAAACAAAAGAAAGUGGGUCUACCCCGAGGAGAGUGAAAAUGAUCCAACAAUCAAAACAAAGUUUGGGCUCGGAAUCCGUGUACAGAUCUUUCCAACUGUACUUGACGAUGCCAGCGACAUUUCCGAUGACAACAGCAUGAUUCAGAACCCGAGCUCUGGCUGUUGUAUUUCGGCACGCUCAUUCCAUUCAACAAGCCGACAGCCACUGGGAGGCAACCAUAGUGGUCCCAUGCCGCACAUUGCAAAUUUCAGCCUCACAGAGGAGUUUAUCAGGUACGUGCAAGCUGUGGGUGCACAAACUGCCCAGGAUGAUGCCUUCCCUGAUUUACCUGAAGGUCUCAGUGAUCAACCAGUAUGGGUUCAGGACCUGUGGGAAAAAUGGGCUGAGACAGUUGCACAGAAUGGUGGUGACCCACAGUCAGGUUUGCGCCUGGAGACGUGGUUUACCAACCCACGCAGAUGGACCAGAUGCGAGCAUUCACGGGUGGUAGUGCUUUCUAGCAACUUUCAAAUGUGGGAGCGAGAGCUCUUAGGGGCUUGGCAUGACCGUGCUGAAUUAGCUUUGCCCACUCAAUUUGCUAUUGUUUUUCCUACGCCUGAGGAUGUAGAUCGCACAGUUCAAGAACAGCUUGUCAUUGAACAACAAUCAGAGCCGUUCUCCAGAACUGUUGUUGUGACGGUUUGCGACACUUUUCGCAGCUACGGAAAACAUGGGUCCAUUGCCUUGGUUGUUUCAGAUCAGCUCAAUAUCUACUCUUUGAGUACCUUGCUUGGUUAUUCCGAGAUUUGCUCGCCUGAGCGUGAAGACAACGAAUGUUUGCUCUGGAUGGGGAAUAUUGCUAUCCGACCAGAUCAAACCUUACAGGUGCGCACAGGCAAUGCUCUCAGAUUCCUUGUUAGGCGAGGCAUUCGUGUUAGUAUUCCAGAAUUACUUUCCAUGACAGAUCAACAACUACGCAAUGAAUUGCGAGCAGCGAUUGGAGGGGUCAUCUUCAGGAGGCCCAAUGUUCAAGGGUUUCCCGCUGAUCCUCACUCAGCAAACAACCCUGGCUCUUCGUCAAGCCCUGCACAUCCUCCUGCUAGUGCAUAUCCUCCGGAAUGGAUCAAUCAACUUCAAGAAGUUUUUGACAGGCACGCAUUUUUGGAACACACCGAUGAGGGGCCAGUUAUGUAUGUGCUUGUUUGGUUUGUGCAAGGCAGGGUACGACACUUCAAUGACUCGCCAAAAGUUGUGCGAAUUGAUGCUGACAAUCAAUGGUGGCAAAGUGAGCUUAUUUUUCCAUGGCGGGAACAGUUCACACGAGGGGCCCCGAUGGAACUGCACUUUGUCGACCCAAUGCCGCCUUCGCACCCAUGGCAAUCGCAUGCGGCGCAUGUUAUUGUAGUCCAAUCAUUACCUGAAGAGCAUGUUGCUGUGUUGGCUACAUCAACUGAGCAUGCCGAAUCGAAUCGUCCAGUUUCACAGGCUGCCAUGAUUGUUCAUCGUUUUUCAGGUAUCGGUGACUUUGUUGAUCGAAUGGUCACGUCGGAUGUCCCUAUGCAUUCAAUAACGGUCAGGAGAGGUCGACUCUCGUUCCCAAGCGACCGUACAGUUCGAUUGGGCUCAGGUGAUGGCAUCGUGAUUGGAAUGCCUCCAGUACGCAGACGACCGAAGGUGAAGCCAGCAACACAAUUGCUGGUACGCAUCCUGACGUUGCAGUUGGUGGUUUUUCAGAUCAGCAUGAGACAACCGUGCCACAGGCGGAUGACCUGGAUGAACAGGAAGACGAUGACAUGA
Molecule: messenger RNA, 4343 nt
Organism: Cladocopium goreaui
Lineage: Eukaryota; Dinophyceae; Suessiales; Symbiodiniaceae
Source: the annotation of a GenBank genome assembly